Messenger RNA from Nothoprocta perdicaria, 2643 nucleotides. It is a transcript of the gene EYA1, whose product is annotated as EYA transcriptional coactivator and phosphatase 1. Lineage: Eukaryota; Metazoa; Chordata; Aves; Tinamiformes; Tinamidae. The coding region runs from base 1 to 1782 and encodes 593 amino acids. The record is from RefSeq and is a predicted model, not a curated record. Gene Ontology annotation, cellular component: nucleus. Gene Ontology annotation, molecular function: protein tyrosine phosphatase activity. Gene Ontology annotation, biological process: negative regulation of extrinsic apoptotic signaling pathway in absence of ligand; positive regulation of DNA repair; multicellular organism development. The transcript is spliced from 16 exons.
AUGGAAAUGCAGGAUCUAGCCAGCCCUCAUAGCCGACUAAGUGGUAGUAGCGAAUCCCCCAAUGGUCCAAAGCUUGAUAACYCUCAUCUAAACAAUAAUUCCAUGACACCCAAUGGCACAGAAGUUAAAACAGAACCAAUGAGCAGCAGCGAAAUUGCUACUACUACUACCACAGACGGGUCUUUAGACAAUUUCUCAGGAUCAGCAAUUGGAAGCAGUGGUUUCAGCCCAAGACAAACACACCAGUUCUCCCCACCACAGAUUUACCCUUCCAACAGACCAUACCCACAUAUCCUCCCUACCCCCUCCUCGCAAACCAUGGCUGCGUACGGGCAGACGCAGUUUCCAGCAGGGAUGCAGCAAGCCACGGCGUACGCCACCUACCCGCAGCCCGGCCAGCCCUAUGGGAUCCCUUCGUAUGGUGCAUUGUGGGCAGGCAUCAAGACAGAAGGUGGAUUGUCACAGUCCCAGUCACCUGGACAGACGGGAUUUCUAAGCUAUGGUGCAAGCUUUAGCACACCUCAACCCGGACAGGCUCCCUACAGCUACCAGAUGCAAGGCAGCAGUUUUACAACAUCAUCAGGAAUAUAUGCAGGAAAUAAUUCACUCACAAAUUCUACUGGAUUUAAUAGUUCACAGCAGGAAUAUCCCUCUUAUCCCAGUUUUGGCCAGGGCCAAUAUGCACAGUAUUAUAAUAGCUCACCGUAUCCUUCGCAUUACAUGACAAACAGCAGCACCAGCCCAACGACACCCUCUACAAAUGCAACAUACCAGCUUCAAGAACCACCAUCUGGCGUCACCAGUCAAGCGGUUACAGAUCCUGCAGCAGAGUACAGUACAAUCCACAGCCCAUCAACACCCAUUAAGGAUUCGGAUUCAGAUAGAUUGCGGCGUAGCUCAGAUGGGAAAUCACGUGGACGUGGCAGAAGAAACAAUAACCCUUCACCACCACCUGAUUCUGACCUAGAGAGAGUAUUCAUUUGGGAUUUGGAUGAGACAAUCAUCAUUUUCCAUUCCUUGCUUACAGGGUCCUAUGCUAACAGAUAUGGAAGGGAUCCACCCACUUCAGUUUCCCUUGGACUCCGAAUGGAAGAGAUGAUUUUCAAUUUGGCAGACACGCAUCUAUUCUUUAAUGAUUUAGAAGAAUGCGACCAGGUUCACAUUGAUGACGUGUCUUCGGACGACAACGGCCAAGAUUUAAGCACCUAUAACUUUGGAACAGAUGGCUUUCCUGCGGCAGCCACCAGUGCUAAUUUGUGCCUAGCGACGGGUGUGCGUGGAGGAGUGGACUGGAUGAGAAAACUGGCCUUCCGCUACAGACGAGUAAAAGAAAUAUAUAACACCUACAAAAAUAAUGUUGGAGGUCUUCUUGGGCCAGCCAAGAGAGAGGCCUGGUUACAACUCCGAGCAGAAAUUGAAGCUUUGACGGAUUCCUGGUUGACACUUGCACUGAAAGCACUCACACUUAUCCAUUCAAGGACAAAUUGUGUGAACAUUCUCGUAACAACUACUCAACUUAUUCCAGCUCUGGCAAAAGUCCUGUUGUAUGGAUUAGGGGUUGUAUUUCCCAUAGAGAAUAUUUACAGUGCAACUAAAAUAGGAAAGGAAAGUUGUUUUGAGCGAAUAAUUCAAAGAUUUGGAAGAAAAGUAGUAUAUGUUGUUAUAGGAGAUGGUGUUGAAGAGGAACAAGGUGCAAAAAAGCACGCUAUGCCAUUCUGGAGGAUCUCAAGCCACUCUGACCUUAUGGCCCUUCAUCAUGCCUUGGAACUGGAGUACUUGUAGCAGCUCAGCAGCACUUUGAAACCCCAGAAGCUCCUGGUGCCCGCGGACGGUCCGCCUGUGUCUUGUGUCAGCAUUGGGCUACAGAACUGUGUGAUUUCAACAUGUUGACGUGCAGCUGCAAUUGGUCUUAACCCUUGCCCUUUCGGUGAGCGGAGGAGCACGUCUUUUCCUUCAGAACAGCUGUUGACUCUGGUACUGCGAGUCCAACAAAAAUAAGCCAUGCAAAUGUUUUAACAACUCAUCUUUACCUUAGUUGCUACCAAAAAGAAGUGGAAGCGAAAGAAAAUGAAAGGUUCAUACCUGUGAAGAAAAAAAAAAAAGAAAAGGACCUGCGAAUGCUUUGUAGUUUUUAGACUCUCCAAUGUGAUACACAGCAUUUCUUCAACACAGCAAACUUGAUUGCACAAUGAAGACUGAGAUUUUCGAAAUACCAGGGGAGUAAUUUUCUUGUAAAGAAAGUUUACUUUUUGGUUUCUCAUACCCAGGGUACUCUGUACAUCUUUACUUAUUUAUGAACAGACUAUAUUUUGGCAUCAUGUAACUGAGGAUAUGUAUAAAUAGGAUUGAAGGCGAUUGUAAGCCUUUGCCUUAUGGUACAGCAACUACUUUUGAUUUUAGCACAUUACAGAGUAGUUUAAAAUAUGUCUAAUUUAAAGUAAUAGGUACAUCACUGAGACAAUCAUGUACAGGAAGAAUUUUUUGUGUAAAUUUGUAAUAAUGAAUGAUUCUUUUACAUAUUGUUAAGGUAAAUGCUAUUGAAAGAUAGUAAUGCCUUGUUGGUGAAGAAUGAGGCCGUGUGUGCACAAAAUAUUGUGCAGUGCCUUAUCAAUGCGUUGGAUAUAAAUAUGUAGAUAAUGGAUU